This is a messenger RNA of Alligator sinensis (Chinese alligator), 2844 nucleotides long. It is a transcript of the gene SHISA2, whose product is annotated as shisa family member 2. Bases 1 to 684 code for a protein of 227 amino acids. The record is from RefSeq and is a predicted model, not a curated record. The transcript is spliced from 2 exons. Lineage: Eukaryota; Metazoa; Chordata; Crocodylia; Alligatoridae.
AUGCCCUGGAGUCGCACCUUGCAAGGCUUUGAUAUUUUUGAAGCUCUGUCCCAAGCAUCUUGCUUAAGGUCACCAGGAAAAUCCAGGAUGGAGCAGGGAAUUGAGCCCUGGUCUCCCAAGUCCUCAGCUGUGCCCAUCUAUGUGCCGUUCCUCAUAGUUGGAUCUGUUUUUGUUGCCUUUAUCAUCUUGGGAUCUCUAGUAGCAGCUUGCUGCUGCAGAUGCUUGCGACCCAAGCAGGAACCACAACAGAGCCGAGCUCCUGGUGGUAACCGGCUGAUGGAGACAAUUCCCAUGAUCCCAAGUGCCAGCACCUCCCGUGGUUCCUCUUCUCGUCAGUCAAGUACUGCUGCCAGCUCCAGUUCCAGUGCCAAUUCAGGUGCCAGGCCUCCCCCUACGAGGUCACAGACCAACUGCUGUUUGCCAGAAGGGACCAUGAAUAAUGUAUAUGUCAACAUGCCCACUAAUUUCUCAGUACUAAACUGUCAGCAGGCUACCCAGAUUGUGCCGCACCAAGGGCAAUACUUGCACCCACAGUAUGUAGGUUAUGCUGUUCAACAUGACUCUAUGCCUCUAACCCCAGUGCCACCUUUUUUGGAUGGUCUACAAAGUGGAUACAGGCAGAUUCAAUCUCCUUAUCCUCCUACCAAUAGCGAACAGAAGAUGUACCCAGCAGUGACUGUGUAACUUCAAAAAAACAAACAGAUUUUGUUACCAAAACUGAGCAGAGGAGACAUACUUUUGGAAUGGAUCUUACAGAACAUUUGUAUAUAAUUUUGAAAGGCUCAUGCAUGUCAGACAGUGUUUAUAAACCAUCUCUUUUGAGUGGGUUCAGUUGCCAAAAACUGUAGGACAAUAUCUUCAAAGUAACAUUUCCAGAUACUUUCAUUCCAAUGCAUGAUUUACAGCGGCAAAGGAUGGUGCUGAAGAUGCAUAUGCAUUUCAGAUAAAACUGUGUGAGAGAGAGAUGCCUGAGCCAUUAAGUGCCCUUCAGGUAUGACAUGGUCAGAAGUAUUUGCCUAAUUCACAGAGUUUUGUCACAUUGUACAAGGCCAUAGUACUUAAGAAACCUUCCUUCUCUUCCUGUUUUCCAGCCCCUUAACAGCAUUUCACCAAUUGCUUCACAGACAAUCACAAUGACAAUGGAAGAUGAAACAGUGCAAUCAUUGUAAGUUAGUAGUUAGACCAAGUUCUGUCAUUUCUUAUGCACCAGAGAUUUGAGGUGAGAUGCUGCAUUAUACUCAUCUUGUGAAAAACCAUUUUUGCUGUCCCUUAUAUUUAUGUAGGAAUUGGAGCUGAAUGUUUUGCAGAUUUCUAACUUGGAAACCAUUCUUGAUUUGACUUCGACUUACAUUCAAGAACCAGUAGUCAUUUGCACAAACUUUGUUGAUCUCUGAACUUUUAAUAAAAACUGGAUAGAAGGGUUUUGCUCUUACUGGCAUGUCAGCAAAACCUUUGAUCUUGCUGUCAUCCUAUUCAUUUCAAGUUUGAACUGUGUUUGCAGAGAAAGGUCAUGUUGUAUCUUCAAAUAUGACCAGAAUUCCCACUUCCUGUGAAACAGUAAACCUGUGUGAAUGUGCACAAACUGGCCAAACCCAGGUUUUGCUGUGGGUUUGUAAUUCAAUUCAACCAUGAGGGAAUGGGAUUUAUUCUCACCCAAAUCUCUCUGAAUUGCCAACCAGUUCUGUUGCUGAAAAACAGUCGCUCCAAACUCAACUUGGGAGGGUUUGCACAGCUAGAACUGAAGGCAGUUUUUAGAGAGACCUUUUCUUUUUUGUAUUGAAAGUAAAAACAAAAGAACCCCCUCCAAACAUUCACUAAAUUCUAACAGCUCUUCAUGUUGUAUAACUUCAGGAUAAAUAAAAUAUAAUUUUAGCAUGAUAUACAAAUCUUUGGGAGUAGUUUAAAUCCUCAAGAAGGUAGCCAGCUGCAGAGUGUGACUUUGCACUAAAGCUAUUGAUUAUUCCAUUUGUAAUAAAACAGAUGAGUUUGUCCUGAGUUGAAAGAAACAACAAAUACAAAAAGUAGUAACAUGCAUUUCAUGCUUCUUUAAAACAAUUCAACAAUAAGUCUAAAAUAAUCUGUGCAUAACAAUCACUUCCUUAUACAUAUUUGGAAUCACACUGGUAGAGAGGACAUACAGGAAAAUACUGUAACCCAGACUAGAGUUUAUAAAAAAAAAAAAAAAAGUUUCUUAUUGUCUAAUGCUGUAUCUGUAUCAGUAUGUAGCAAUAAAUGGGAUAUUAACAUUUUGUUUGACAAUUAUACUUAAAUGGAUUCUGUGACAAGUCUAACAAUUUAUUUAUAAAUGUGCCCCCCCACACACUUUUUUUUUCUUUUUUUUUUUUUUUUUUUUUUACAAAAUAAAGAGAUGUUCUUGACCACUGACAUAGGAAAAUAUCUUAACAAUAGCACAGUAAACUUAGCCUUUAUAAAAGGUUGACUUUCUUUUGAUGAGAAAAGAUUAGGUGUGAUCUUGGGAAGUGCAGAGCACCUCCUGCUAAACUCUUGAGGUGUAAAUUAUGAAAAAGAUUUAGGUAGAGCUCUAUUCAGUAUUGCAAGGCCUGUAGAGCAGAUUUUUUAAAAGUAUUUAGGCUCCUAAAGAUCCAAAUAGACACCUACUGGGAUUUUUAAAACAUCAUUGAUAUCUAACUCCUAUUCUUAAAUAGAGUUAGGCGCUCAGAUGAUUUUUAAAAGUCCCUAGGUAACAAGAUUUAGUCACACGUCUACACAUGCAUUAAGGUGCUUUUCCUAAUGCGCAUUAAGUUUAGUACCUCAAAUGUAAGGUACUAAAUAAAUGCACGUUAGGCUGCCUUAAUGCACAGUACUGAGAGUGCAUGUUUUCUA